CCUCAUAAUGGUGCUCUCCCUAGUCUAGUCGAGUCGAGAGUCCUUAUUUUAUUCGAACAUCUGCCGGUUGGGCGGGAGGUAGCCUGCCGGAGAGCUGAAACUCCUUUAGCUUUAGCGCGAUCAGCGCCAGUCAGUUUCUCACAGUCGCCACGAGUAGAAGGUGCCAAAGCGCCGCCUGACAAAGAACCAGUAAACCUCGUGCGUGCAUCGAAGAAGAAAGAACUUUUCGUCCAUGUGUGUGCGGGAAAAAAGUUAUGUUCUGUGCUAUCUUUCUUUGGUUUCUCGGUUGGUUUUUGUUUGAUUUGUGGGUUUUUAUGUUGCUUCUGUUUUAAUAAGUUGAUGGAUGACGGGUAACUGAAGAUGGCAUCACCUACACCAUCGCUAGAAUCCCUACCAAGAGCAAACUCGAUUGGAUCCUUCGGAGAUCAGCACGAUUACCUCUCCCUCUCGCCAUUGGCCGAUUCCCCGUUGUCAGUCAGCGGCUCCUCUCCACCGGUCAGCGACUCAGUAGACAGAGACAGCGACCCCUCAGAAAUCCAUUGCCAGCAGUGCAGAGAGCCGGUCUCAGACCCCAAGCUGCUCUCCUGCUUCCACACCUUCUGCAACAGCUGCCUCGAGAAGAACAAGCUCGUUUGUCCUCGUUGCAACUCGGAGCUUAUAGAGGGCAUUUGGAACAGCGUUCUCUUCAGCUCAGAGAAUUCUGAGGCUUUCCAUUCGGCUCCUAUACGUUGUACCGGGUGCAAACACAAGAAACUAGACGCGGUAGCACGCUGCGUCGAUUGUGCCAACUACCUGUGUUCAAAUUGCGUCAUGGCACACCAAUUUAUGCAUUGUUUCGAAGGCCACAGAGUGGUUAAUCUGGCUGAUAUCAAGGACCAAGAGUCCAAGAACGGUUUGAUUCCCAACGGGAACAUGAGCAACGCCGAAAAAAGCAUGAUUUGCCCGAGGCACAAGUCCGAGUUGUUGAAAUACUACUGUCGCACGUGCACCGUGCCCAUUUGCAAGGAAUGCCUCAGCCUGGACCACCCUGUAGGUCUGCACGAGUACGAGCAUAUCAACGAAGCCGCGCCCAAGCAAAUCGAAGCUAUCCAGCACGCGGUGACGGAAGCCAAAAGCAAGGCUACGGACGUGAGAAAUAUCUUGAAAAAUGUAGAGCACGUUUCCAGCCGCUUGCAGGUGCAGUACCACAAAGCCCAGAACGAAAUAAACGAUACGUUUCUCUUCUACAGAUCCAUGCUGGAGGAAAGGAAACAAGAGUUGCUCAAGGAGUUGGAGAGCGUGUUCAGCGCCAAGCAGAUAUCGCUGGGCGUAGCGACGCAAAAAGGCCAGGAGACUUGCGAACAAAUCUACAAGACUUGCGAGUUCGUAGAGAGACUGAACAAGUGCGCGAACGUGGUCGAAAUCCUCAUGUUCAGGAAACUUUUAGACGCUAAGUUACAAGGACUGUUGAACUACAACAUCGACCAAAGCGUGCAGUCGGCUGGGGAACUCGAGUUCGUUUCGAACUACCAAGCUAUCCAAGUGGGCGUGAGAAACACCUUCGGCUAUGUCCGGUCGAACUCGGAGCCCGCCGUAGGGCCCAGCAAGCAGCCGCCCAUCGCCAGACCCACUGGGGGCGGCAAUGGCGGCGGUUCUAGCUCCAGCGGUAGCAGCGUGAAUGGGAGCUCGGGCAGUAUCAAUGGCGGCAUGCACUGCCCUUUCACCAUCUCGGGCUCCAGCCAAUCCACUUCUCCGUUCGAAUCGAACAUAAUCAGCAAGCGGUUCAGCAGCGCCAACAGCCUGGGGCCGUUUUCGACGACCAUGGGCGAAUUGAAUCUCAACGGUAUCAACCCUUACGAGAAGUGGUCCAACGGCGGUGGCACAGACAGUAUCUUCCAGAACGGCACUCCAGAUCCGUACUCGCUCUCCAACACCGCCCACAACGACCCGAUGCUGGAUCUAACCUCAAAGCUAAUGUCCACGGCUAUUUUCCCGCCAAAAUCGCAAAUCAAGCGCCAGAAAAUGAUCUAUCACUGCAAAUUCGGGGAGUUUGGAGUCAUGGAAGGCCAGUUUACUGAACCUAGCGGCGUGGCUGUCAACGCGCAGAACGAUAUCAUCGUGGCUGAUACAAACAACCACCGGAUCCAGAUUUUUGACAAGGAGGGACGGUUCAAAUUCCAGUUUGGGGAGUGCGGCAAACGCGAUGGACAGUUACUGUACCCCAAUCGAGUGGCAGUAGUACGCACUUCUGGUGACAUAAUCGUCACCGAGCGUUCUCCCACGCACCAGAUCCAGAUUUACAACCAGUACGGGCAGUUUGUGCGCAAAUUCGGGGCUAAUAUAUUGCAGCACCCACGUGGCGUCACGGUGGACAAUAAGGGACGUAUCGUGGUGGUGGAAUGCAAAGUUAUGCGGGUGAUAAUCUUCGACCAAACAGGGGCUGUUCUCCAAAAGUUCGGGUGCUCCAAGCACCUGGAGUUCCCCAACGGCGUAGUAGUUAACGACAAACAGGAGAUUUUCAUUAGCGACAACAGGGCGCAUUGCGUCAAGGUUUUCAGCUACGAGGGAGUGUAUUUAAGACAGAUCGGCGGCGAAGGAAUAACCAACUACCCUAUCGGCGUGGGGAUUAAUGCGAAUGGGGAGAUUUUGAUAGCCGACAACCACAACAACUUCAACCUGACGAUUUUCACUCAGGAUGGGCAAUUGGUGUCAGCUCUGGAGAGUAAGGUGAAGCAUGCGCAAUGCUUCGAUGUUGCUCUUAUGGAUGAUGGUUCGGUGGUGUUGGCUAGCAAGGAUUACAGGUUGUACAUCUACCGUUACGUGCAGGUGCCCCCUAUCGGCCUGUAGGCGAGUUGUUGCCUGGCAGGGUUGCCAGCCGCCAUUCCCAACACUUUUUGUUGACGCAUUUUUGAAUGGAGUGGUCGGAUGCUGGUCUGUUGAUUGUAUUAUUUUUUUUAGAGUUGUCAAAAUUGUCACGAUGUUGAUCGUCAUAGUUUUGUACUGUAUUUCACAUGUUGAUAUUUUUAAUAUUAUAAACGUUUGACAAGCAGGACGGCGUCGCAGCGCUGUUGCCCAUGUUGUAUGACCAAAUUAUCAAUUUUUAAAACAGGGAUAUUAUUAUUCAGAUUAGAAAUGUUAACCAAGCAUCGCAUGGUGCCUGGGCCAUUGUUGUAAUUUAAAUUUGAGCAGUUUCCGAUGAUAAUGAUCUAUUUUAAUAUGCGUGUAUGAUGUUGUGUAUGUUCUUAGAAAUAGCGCCUUGUUGUUUGCGGGUUGCCGCGUUGUUACGGACCCUAGUCAACCACGAACUGUACUUUUUUGAAUUUAGCUCUUUUCUAUUUUUUUUAUUGCCUAUUAUUACUGUUCUCUCUUUAUAGUUCUCCCCCCCUCGAGGGUGAUUUGUAUUUUUCGAAUACGUCGUGCCGUGCCCCCCCACACCCCGCCGCUCGGGAUUUCCCCCCUUGUCGGCAUUAUUUGUUUCUCUUUUAUUUUUUAGUUUUGUUAUACACAAUCAAUUAUUAGUUAGUAUAUUAUAAUGCAAGUGUGGUGCAUGCCAAGCCUACAUCUCUUCACUGAUCCUUAUUAUUUUUUUAAUUAGUUGUAGUUUCGUAGUAAUAUAUUUGAUUGUUGAGGCUGCCAAGUUUAAGAUAGCGGGCCCGAGGGCAAAGUAUCAGCACUACUGAGGCGCGUACGCGCCACUUUCAAGACUAUAUACUUAGUAGCUAAGUUUCUCGUUCAUUUAUUAUUAUUAUUAUUUUGCGUAUCUCUCGGAACAGAAUCAUGGGGUCCUAAAUCCCAAAACGGAACAUAUUGCGCACGAAUCAUGACAAUUUUUAUUUAUCUUACGUUUAGUUAAUCCAUACUCACCGGCAAAGAAAUUUUGUCAUUGUCAUUGAUCG
Messenger RNA from Phaedon cochleariae (mustard beetle), 3875 nucleotides. Lineage: Eukaryota; Metazoa; Arthropoda; Insecta; Coleoptera; Chrysomelidae. The record is from the annotation of a GenBank genome assembly.